Coregonus sp. 'balchen' is the source of this 2167-nucleotide messenger RNA. NCBI's taxonomy places the organism in Eukaryota, Metazoa, Chordata, Actinopteri, Salmoniformes, Salmonidae. The record is from the annotation of a GenBank genome assembly.
AUGAUAACUAUGUAUGAUACGAAGACACAGGAGCUGAGGUGGAACGCCACGUACAACGACUACUCUGCCCCGCCUUACGAUGAGAAACAAAACUACAGUACGUACAGACACAAUGAUAAUGUGAUGUACACAGACACAAUGAUAAUGUGACGUACACAGACACAAUGAUAAUGUGACGUGCUGCAGUACACACAAUGAUAAUGUGACGUGCUGCAGGACACACAAUGAUAAUGUGACGUGCUGCAGGACACACAAUGAUAAUGUGACGUGCUACAGGACACACAAUGAUAAUGUGACGUUUUUUGGCGCAGUACACACCAAUGAAUAAUGUGACGUGCUACAGGACACACAAUGAUAAUGUGACGUGCUGCAGGACACACAAUGUUAAUGUGACGUGCUACAGUACACACAAUGAUAAUGUGACGUGCUACAGUACACACAAUGAUAAUGUGGGUGACAGUACACCACAAUGAUAAUAUGACGGCGACAGGGACACACAUGAUAAUGUGACGUGUACAGGACACACAAUGAUAAUGUGAAGUGCUUACAGGGACACACAAUGAUAAUGUGAGUGCUAGCAGGGACCCACAAUGAUUAAUGUGACGGACUGCAGUCCAACAAGUGAUAACGUGACGUGUACAGGAACACAAUGAUAACUGUGGAGUGGCUACAGGAAACACAAUGAUAAUGUGAUGUGCUUGCAGUACACACCAAUGAUAAUAGUGACGUGUGGAAGGACACACAAUGAAAGUGACGUUGCACAGGACACACAUGAUAAUGUGACGUUGCUCAGGGGACACCCAAUGAUAAUGUGGACGUAUACGGACCACAACUGAUAAUGUGGACUACUGCAGGACACACAAUGAUAAUGUGACGUGCUGCAGUACACACAAUGAUAAUGUGACGUGCUACAGGACACACAAUGAUAAUGUGACGUGCUGCAGGACACACAAUGAUAAUGUGACGUGCUUGCAGUACUACACAAUAGAUAUGUGACGUUUUUUUUUUUGUGUGCAGGGACACACAAUGAUAAUUGAGUGCUGCCAGGACACACAUGAUAAUGUGACGUGCUACAGGACACACAAUGAUAAUGUGACGUGCUACAGGACACACAAUGAUAAUGUGACGUGCUACAGGACACACAAUGAUAAUGUGACGUGCUACAGGACACACAAUGAUAAUGUGACGGCGGGCAGGGACACACAGAGAUAAUGUUGAAGUGCUACAGGACACACAAUGAUAAUGUGACGUGCUACAGGACACACAAUGAUAAUGUGACGUGCUACAGGACACACAAUGAUAAUGUGACGUGCUGCAGGACACACAAUGAUAAGGACGUGUGCUACAGGACACAAUGAUAAGGGACGCGCAUGCAGGACACACAAUGAAAUGUGACGGGACUGAUGCAGGACACACAAUGAUAAUGUGAUGUGCUGCAGUACACACAAUGAUAAUGUGAUGUGCUACAGGACACACAAUGAUAAUGUGAUGUGCUACAGGACACACAAUGAUAAUGUGACGUGCUUCUCUGGUUCUGCACAGUGUGAUAAAACAGUGGUUUCUGUUUCUCCAGAGAUGGCCCAUCUUGUUUCCAGUGGUGAUGGGUUGGUGGUCACCGUGGACAGAGAGUCAGGUAACUUCUACCUUUUUACAGACAAGAUAUUACUACGUUCCCAACCACUACAGACACCGACCACACUUUGUUCUAACUGCACUGACCUGCUACAAGAAAACAACCUGCUUACACCGACAGGGACUGCUACAAUAAACCUAGACUAGUUUAUCCCAAUGUUAUUAGGUUAUAACUUUAAUUAUUAUCUCUCUCUCUCUAUGUCUUCUUAAAAUCUCCUCUAAUUCAUCCUCCUCUAAUCUCUCUCUCGCUCUCUCUCUAUCUCUCUCUCUCUUCUCUCUAUCUCUCUCUCUCUCUCCUCUCGUUCUCAUCUCCUCUCUCUCUCUUGGGUCUCUGUAUUGUCUCUUGUCUCCUGCUUGUCUUCGUUUUCUGGUCUCUGUCUCUACCUCUCUCCUGUCUGUUCCUCUCCUCUAUUCCCCAGGUGACGUCCUGUGGAGUCAGAACUAUGUGUCGCCUGUGGUGGGUGGUAAACUGUACAGCAGGACCUCUGAGACACGCCCCUACCUGUUCAGUGCUGGAGGGAGCUGCGCUACCUAA